Molecule: messenger RNA, 2861 nt
Organism: Lacerta agilis (Sand lizard)
Lineage: Eukaryota; Metazoa; Chordata; Lepidosauria; Squamata; Lacertidae
Gene: VWA1
Product: von Willebrand factor A domain containing 1
Exons: 6
Coding region: 284-1780 (498 amino acids)
Molecular function (GO): protein binding
Source: RefSeq, a predicted model, not a curated record
AGGGAGAGAGAGAGAGACGGAGGAAAAAACUGACUUGGAUAUUUCGCAAGAGAGCAGGGAGAUUUUUCUUCUCUCUCUCUCUCUCUCUCUCUCUCUCUCUCUCUCUCUCUGCAAAGUCUGGGGAGGGUGGGCAUCUAAGCUCAAGGCGAGAGUGGCAUAGAAAGCACCAAUCUGAAUUCUCUCUGCGUGGUCCUCUUAACAUGACUGCGCCCAGACUUCCCUUCUGUCUCUCAGGCGGCGUCAAGGUUCUGGGUUUAAGGUAGCUGCGCUCGCAGGAGUUGCUAUGAGUUCCAGAGUUCUGCUCUUCCUUCUUGGGCUUCAUGUUGCGCUGGGACAAACCCUCCUUCACAGAGGUCCUCGUCCCAUCGCUCCGGAUUUAGAAGGGGACCUUCUCUUCCUCCUGGACAGCUCUGGUAGCGUCUCCUACUACGAAUUCUCCCGGGUCAAGGAGUUCAUUGCCGACCUCCUCAGGCCAUUUGCCUUCAGCCCACACGAUGUCCAGACUGGGGUUGUCCACAUCAGCACCAUGCCCACGAUGGAGUUCCCCUUCGACCGCUACCUCUCCACCGGGGCGGUCCAGCAUGCCAUUCGCAGCAUCCAACAGGUGAUGGGGGACACCAACACAGGCAAAGCCCUCUCCUUUGCUAAAGACAUGCUUUUCAGUGGGAAGGCCGGAGCGCGGGCUGAUGUCCCCAAGGCGAUGGUGUGGGUGACCGACGGCUUCUCUACAGAUGACAUCUCCCAGCCAAUGCAGCUCCUGAAGGACAUGGGGGUCACGGUUUUUAUCGUCAGCACGGGGCGUGGGAACUACUUAGAGCUGUCCGCCGCUGCCAGCCAGCCUCCGGAGAAACACCUGCAUUUUGUGGAUGUGGACGACCUGACCAUCAUUACCAAGGACCUGAGAGACUCCAUCGCAGAUGUCUUCCAGGCCAAGCGUCUGCGUGUGACGGAGAUCUCAACAAGCAGCUUCCGCCUCCUUUGGCCCAGGUUUUUGACACGGGAGACGGGCUAUUAUGUCCUGGAGUACGCCCCAACUGGAGACCCCAGGCGGAAACUGACCAAGCAGCUGACAGGUGACCACACCAGCUUCCUGGUGAGCAACCUGGUGCCCCAAACCACGUACGAGGUCGCCCUCAUUCCCGAGUCCAACGAGAGAUACAUGCCACCCCAAACCAUCAGGGUCACCACCUUGGAAGAGCCCAUCAGCCCAGCAAGAGUCGUCAUCUCAGAUUCCAGGCCCCACAGCAUCCGGGUCAGCUGGGCCCCCACCCCGGACAGCGUGUCUGCCUAUCAGGUCCUGUACGGGCCCCUGCCUGGGAACGCAGUCAAGCUGGUGGAGGUCGAUGGGAGCCUCAACUCCACCCUCUUGGAUGACCUGACUGCCAACACCACCUACUUGGUGACUGUGUCUGCCAUUUAUAAAUCGGGCAAGGAGAAAGCACUGUCGGCCAAGGCAUGCACGGCAGAAGAGAACUCCAGGAUAAAGCACCUGCGCUUCGAAGACCUGAGCCCCACCACCGUGAAGGCUUCAUGGGAGCCUGCCGAUGGCAGCGUCCUGGGUUACCGGGUGAGGUGCCGGCGGCAGGCUGGCUCUUCGACCCUCCUCAGCGUCUCACCGCAGAUCCACAGCGUGCUCCUGUCGGACCUGGCGGAGGGCAGCACCAACAAAGUGUGCGUCAAGCCCGUGUACAGGAACCAGCAAGGGAAAGGCGUGUGCCGGAUGGUCCACAAGCAGCCGGCUUCGGCAGUGGGAAGCUACAGGCACAGACAGAGAGCGUGAGCGUUAAGAGACUCGAGGAGCAACUCUGCAGAGCAGAGGAAAAGACUGGACAAGGAGGAAGCCUGGAGGAACCCAUACGAGGUGGUUGCCCUCCCAAGCCUGCUCAAGCCCCCCUGAAGCACUCUGCCCCCACCCCCCAGCAGCCAUCUUGCCUACAAGUUCCCAAGCUCCGGUUUGGUGUUCAGAAAAAGGGCUCCACCUGGAAGAUGAGAUUCAGCUGCGGGGAUGAGCCAAAAAAGAAAAAAGACUGGGACUCAGAAUUCCUCUUUCCUUACUGUAUUCUAUUUAUUUGUGUUUUAGUAUGUGCUGUAGCUGGGGAAGAAUGUCACAGGAACCCACCCCCUCCCCUUUAAGCCAACACUUGCUAAAUGAUGUGCUCCUUAAUUGAUACAGCUGCAAUUCGGUCGGAGGCACGCAGUGUAGAGGUGCGAGGAGGAUAAAAAUGGAUUCCAUGAGGACCUAGCUAAUGCCAGAGUUAAUUAAGGAUGGGAGAAGGCAUCGUUUCCCAUUCCGCCCUGUAUUCACUGCAAGCAGCACUGUUUCCCUUCUGCUGCUGCUGGCCUUCCUCCAACCUCUACAUCAUUCAUCUCACCGUUCUGCCGUGCCGAAAUUCUGCAACUUCCCUAAUUCACGCAAUUAAUCAUUACGUAGGUUACGUUGCUGUUACAUUAUCCCGCUCUGUUCAUUUCAGUGCAAUGGAAACACAAUGCAAAUGGGGGGAAUGUAAUCCAUUUCAUACAGUUUGCGGACUGAAAGCAGUAGCAACAACAGUGAAUGUCUGAUAGUAUUUGGGGAUCAAUUUCCGUUCUGGCCACGGGACGGAUAAGAAGAUGUCAGCUUUCCAAGGCAGAUGUAAACCCUCAUAGCAUGUAUUGCAUAAGAGCUCUUUGAAGAGGACGACCUGGAUUUUCCCUGCAUCAAAAAUGUCCCCUUCCUUAUUCUUUCUUGUAAGCCGGAAAGUGUUUCACUCUUUUGCACAACUCUUCCAUGUGUUGUUUUGCUAAUGUGGUAGAGAUUGCCUCCCUGUCUCCUUAUAAUGCAUCCCUUUGGAAGUCAGUGAAUUAAACAAGAGAACAAAUGA